CGCCUGUAGUCCCGGCUACUCGGGAGGCUGAGGCAAGAGAAUCGCUUAAGCCCAGGAGUUGGAGGUUGCUGUGAGCUGUGUGAGGCCAUGGCACUCUACCGAGGUCCAUAAAGUGAGACUCUGUCUCUACAAAAAGAAAAAAAGGAAAUGCACGUCGUUGGCUUGGUACCUGUAGCUCAAGUGGCUAAGGCGCCAGCCACAUACAGCAGAGCUGGUGGGUUCGAAUCCAGCCCAGGGCCUGACAAACAACCACAACUAUAACUAAAAAUAGCCAGGCCUUGUGGCGGGUGCCUGUAGUCCCUGCUACUUGGGAGGUUGAGGCAAGAGAACCGCUUAAACCCAUAAGUUGGAGGUUGCUGUGAGCUGUGAUGCCAUAGUACUCUACCCAAGGCAACAGCUUGAGGCUCUUGUCUCAAAAAAAUAAAGAAAAGAACAUGGUAGCAGCGGGUGGGGGACAACUCCUGCAGGAGAGGGGGCGGUGCUUGCACUAAGUGAUUAAAUAGCUUAAACCACACUCAUUUCCAGGAUAGUUCUUGGCAUCCUGGUUCAUGGGGGGUUGGGUGUGGUUGGGAGAAGUGGGGCUCUGGCUGAAUCCCUUCAACAACUGGGAGCAAACAGCUCCCCUCCCAGCACAGUAAUUAGGAGGCCCUCUGGGGUCAGAAGCGUUGAUUGGGACCUCUAAUAAUGAAGCUACAUCCCCUCCUGAGAGGUUGGACUGUGGUAGAGGAAUGGCUCUUUCAGCCUCAAAUGGAGUGCCAAUGAAGCUUCAGCCCCUCCUCAUGAUGGGCCGAACUGGUGGGAUUUCCUACACCGUAUCUCCUGUGCCUCCAACAUGGACUAGUCUCUACAAACUGGGGACAGUUUGUGAGCUCACCUGAAGCAUGCUGUCUCACCCUUGGCAGUGGAGCCACUGAAGGGAGAGGGGUGGUGUGUUCGCUGAGCUCCUCCUGCGCUUCCCUGACCUUGUCCACUUCUCGCCCCCGGGGAGAUUAGUGUCUAGGUUACCCCUGCCUGCUGCCAGUGCCCAGUGGCCUUGCCACCCCCACAACCUACAGGUAUAAAGCCAGGUAGAUGAGGUAGGGGAGGCACCAAGGAUGGAGACACUCCAGGUAAGACUGUAGGGCCCCUUAGUACCUUCCAACUCCAUCCAGGACAUAACUGGCAUGAAAAGGGGCAGGCUCAUGUGAUCUGGUAAAGAACACCUCUUUCUAGAAGGGUGUGACUACUAACAGGCUUCAAGUGGGGCAGUACCUGAGGGUGGGUAACUGAAAUGUUGGGACAUCUGGGGUCCCCUGAGCUGUGGAAUGGGUCCUGAAUGUAAACUGUCUGGCAUGGUCCCUGGGUCCUUGAAUGCAGUGUCUUUGGGAGUGGGAGGAUAUGGGCUCAGGGCUGAGUUCUCAGGCUUUGUCCCAGGGGCUGCUGCUGUGGCUGCUGCUGAGCAUGGGUGGAGUGUGGGCAUCGAGUGGCCCACUGCAGCCACUGUGCCAGCCCAUCAACGCUACCCUGGCUGCUGAAAAUGAGGCCUGCCCCGUCUGCAUCACCUUCACCACCAGCAUCUGUGCCGGCUACUGUCCCAGCAUGAUGCGGGUGCUGCCAGCCGCACUGCCACCUGUACCCCAGCCUGUGUGCACCUACCGUGAGCUUCGCUUUGCCUCCAUCCGGCUCCCUGGCUGCCCGCCUGGUGUGGACCCUAUAGUCUCUUUCCCUGUGGCCCUCAGUUGUCGUUGUGGGCCCUGCCGACUCAGCAGCUCUGACUGCGGCGGUCCCAGAGCCCAACCCUUAGCCUGUGACCAUCCCCACCUUCCAAGUCUCUUCCUUCUCUAAAUAACACCCCCCUCCCCCAAACUUCCAUACCCACUCCAACUUUUGGAGCCAGCAGAUGCUCUGUCCCUCCUUCCCCAAUAAAGCUGUCUCAAUCUGCAUCCUGGGGGUGUAUU
Messenger RNA from Nycticebus coucang (slow loris), 1937 nucleotides. RefSeq names its product lutropin subunit beta. Gene Ontology annotation, cellular component: cytoplasm; extracellular region. Bases 1351 to 1824 code for a protein of 157 amino acids. Gene Ontology annotation, molecular function: hormone activity. Gene Ontology annotation, biological process: G protein-coupled receptor signaling pathway. Lineage: Eukaryota; Metazoa; Chordata; Mammalia; Primates; Lorisidae. The record is from RefSeq and is a predicted model, not a curated record. The transcript has 2 exons.